Larimichthys crocea (large yellow croaker) is the source of this 2380-nucleotide messenger RNA. Its product is annotated as semaphorin-4E. Lineage: Eukaryota; Metazoa; Chordata; Actinopteri; Sciaenidae. The coding region runs from base 144 to 2180 and encodes 678 amino acids. Gene Ontology annotation, biological process: neural crest cell migration; negative chemotaxis; positive regulation of GTPase activity. The record is from RefSeq and is a predicted model, not a curated record. Gene Ontology annotation, cellular component: plasma membrane. The transcript is spliced from 15 exons. Gene Ontology annotation, molecular function: chemorepellent activity; semaphorin receptor binding.
AUCCAGAGUCCAGAUUCUCCUGUAUUUGAAACACCACAGGUUUGACUCUCACCUGAGGAACUAUAGCGAUUACUGCAGUGAAUCCGUAUCACAUAUCAAGUCGACUGCUUUACAACAGAAAACAUCAGCAACAGACCUACAUAAUGAGACGUGCUGUGCUUCUCUACUUCCUUGUCAUCUUGAGUGAAAACCUUGCAGCAAGCAACAAACCCCGCAGGACUGUUUUCUUCCAAGAUGUGGACUUGAAACUGUUCAAAGAGUCUGGCUUUGACAGUUUGAGCUCUUUGAUGAUAAGAGACGACUUUGGUCAGCUCGUCGUUGGAGCCAGAGCGAAAGUGGUCACCCUUAGCUUGGAUGACAUCUCCAAAAAGACCAGUGAGGCCAAUUGGACUGUCAGUCCAGCAGACAAAGCCCUCUGUAUAAUGAAGGGCAAGGACACUGAGGAAUGUGAUAAUUUCAUCCGCACACUACACACAAUUGGGGACGGUAAAAUGCUCGUGUGUGGGACAAACGCUUUCAACCCCUCAUGUGACAAUAUGAAUUUCACAAAUGGAAAAAUCUCCCUAGAAGGAAAGAUAGAAGUGGGUAGAGGGAAAGUUCCUUUUGAGCCUUACCAACGUUUUGCUUCCCUUAUGGAUGGAAACACUUUGUACUCUGCCGCCUCCUCCAACUUUCUGGGCACAGAGCUGGUGUUUCAGAGACAUGGACUGAACCCACUCAAGACUGAAAUGAAACGCUCCUGGUUUAACGAGCCUACCAUGAUUUCCAUAAGCCUCGUUGAAGUGAGCAAAAACAGCAAGGACGGUGAAGACGACAAUCUAUUCUUGUUUUUCACUGAGAAUGCUGUAGAGGAACGUCGUGACAACAUCCAGGUGUCAAGGAUUGCCCGUGUGUGUAAGAGUGACCUCGGGGGCAAAAGGACCCUGCAGAAGAAGUGGACUUCUUUCAUGAAGGCCCGUUUGGACUGUCCAUUUGGUGAUGUUGGCUCACCAUCCCUUAUCCAGGAUGUUUUCCUUCUCCAAGACCAAAAUGACUGGACGGAUAGCAUAUUCUACGCCGUAUUCACUUCCAACUGGGACUCCUCAAGUGCUUGCAGCCAGUCUGCUGUCUGUGCAUACAAGCUGUCAGACAUCAGCCAGGUGUUCAGCGGGAGGUUUUUGACUGAGAGGGACACUGGGAGCUGGGAAACUUACACAGGAGUGAAGCCAUAUCCUCACCCUGGUUCAUGCAUUACUGAUGAACUGCGGGCCUCAGGUGUGAUGACCUCUCUCAACUUCACAGAUCAAACCCUGCUGUUUGCGAAGAAUCACCCUUUGAUGGAGGGAGCGGUCACACCGAUAACAGGCAGGCCUCUGCUGGUCCGUGCAGGGCCACGGUUUUCCAAGAUUGUCGUGGACCAAGUCACGACACUGGAUGGACGACGACAUCAAGUCCUGUUUAUCGGCACAGACUUUGGUUGGCUGCAGAAGGCAGUGAAGUUUGAUGGUGAGGAUGGGCGUGUCAUUGAGGAGCUGCAGUUGUUUCAAACUCCUCAGCCGGUCAACUUCCUCCAACUCUCCUCCAAAACAGGCCAGCUGUACAGUAGCGGCAGUAACUCUGUUGUUCAAGUUAAUGUGAGGGAUUGCAGUCGCUACACAUCAUGCGAUGACUGCCUUAUUGCCAGAGACCCAUACUGUGGCUGGGACCAGGUCAGAGACCAAUGUUCAUCUGUUGUUGGUGCAUCACUUGGGUCCAUGAUUCAGAGUUGGAGUGAUGGAGACAUCCGAAUGUGUCCAAUCUCUGAGUUGAAGAAUCCUGCCAUCGCCCACCUCACCAUCGGGGUUGCUCAGUUACUCCAAUGUUCCCCUGAGACGAACCUCCCAAUCAUCUGGCACUUCUCGGGUAACAUCCUCCUUCCCGGUGCUCGACACACUGUACUCGACCAGGGUCUCAUCAUCAGACCCUCCUAUUCUGAUUCUGGCCUUUACACCUGCGAGACAGUUGAAAUAGUAAAGAGUAAAGUGCACAGGAAGAUUGUGGUCCAAUACAUGGUCCAGGUUCAGGAUGUUAACACUGUGGUCAGGAACCUACGGACGGCUGUGAUCACCUUGGCUGUUUUUGCCAGCUUGCUCCUAUUCUUCAGUGUGAUCAGACACCUAAAGGCAAAAGAGCAAAAUCACACAGAUUGUGGCACUGUGUGAGGCCUUUUCCGUCAUUAUGACCAGACCAUGGAUCAACGCUUGGAGGAAGGUCUGGUUCAAUGUCACCAGGAUCUCAUUCCCCCAGAAGGCACACAAACAGCUGCACAGUUACAGAGUGAUCCCCUCCUCUUUCACUUCUUUUCAUUGUAUUGUAUUGCAUGUUUGUUUCAUUAAAUGCAUACGAAUAAAAGUAAUAUCUC